GUACAAGUACAAGUCUAGUCUUGUUUCAUAAAUCUAGUUUGCUUUUGAUAAAUUUAAAUUCAAACAAUUUUUCGUAUUGAAUGACUAUUGAAUUUCGAUUAAUAAAUGUUAAUAGCGACGAAAGAACUGUUUUAUUAAAAUGGUGGAUAUUAUAAUAAAUAAAUAUUUAGAAACACAAUUAGAAUUAGCUAAAAAAAAACAAGUUUCAAAAAUUGUCAACGAGGACCAAGUUUCUGAUAAAAGUAAAUCUGCUGCUGGUCGUAUAGCUAAGAAACAAGAUAAGCUUUCAAAAAUAUCCCAAAGUUCUGGUAAAUGUAAAGAUCAACGCCAGAAGUCUACAGAAUACGAGGAAGAUGAGGAAUAUAUUCCAUCAUCUGACGAUGAAAUUGAAGUGCGCUUGCCGAAUCUAGCUACGUCUUCUCGUUCCAAACAAAACGUUAAGAAGAUAAUAGAUGACGGUGACAUCAAUCUAUACAAUGAGAGAGUUGAAAAUUGGAGAAAAAGUUUAAGUGAAAUUGAAGCUGGGGUUUUGAACCCAUCAUAUAUGUCAGCAGACAUUCAAUAUAUUUUAGAUGCUAAAAAAAAUCCACAGGAAAAGCAUGAACUUCAAAAUGGACUAUGUAUACCCAUAUAUAUUUGGAAGCAAUUGUACAAGUAUCAAAGAAUUGGUGUUAAAUGGUUAUGGGAACUCCAUCAGACACAGUGUGGUGGAUUAUUAGGAGACGAGAUGGGGUUAGGUAAAACAGUCCAAAUAAUUUCGUUUCUGUCCGGAUUAGCAACUACAGAUAGCGGAACUUGGGGUGGACUAGGUCCUUCUAUCAUAGUUGCACCAGCAACAGUAAUAUUUCAGUGGGUAUCACAUUUCCAUUAUUGGAACCCUUCAUUAAGGGUAGCAGUUCUACAUCAAGCUGGCUCACAUGGUGGCACUCAUCAUAAGCUCAUUAGAGACUUACAUGAAUCACAUGGAAUAUUGAUGAUAACUUAUGCAGGGAUAGUUAAAUAUGCGAAAGAUCUUCAAACAAGAAAGUGGCACUACAUAAUUUUGGAUGAGGGACAUAAAAUAAGAAAUCCAGAUACUCAAGUUAGUAAACUUGUAAGAAAGUUUGAUACACCACAUAAAUUGUUGAUUACAGGGUCACCUAUGCAGAAUAGUUUGCAGGAACUAUGGUCUUUAUUUGACUUUAUGAGACCUGGUCUUUUAGGAACACAUACUGCAUUUAUGGAACAUUUUGCCAUCCCCAUCACACAAGGUGGUUAUGCAAAUGCCACAGAUAUACAAGAGGCUACUGCUUUAGAAAUUGCAAAGGCUUUAAAAGCAAUAAUAACCCCAUACAUGUUGAGGAGAACUAAAGCUGAGGUUCAAGAUUUCAUUCAUUUGCCAGAGAAGAAUGAACAAGUCCUGUUUUGUGCACUCAGUCAGGAGCAGAAAGAUUUAUAUAUGGGCUAUCUUAUGAGUGCAACAGUCCGUAGCAUUUUAGAUAAAGAAAGUAGGUUUGGGGAACCCCUGCGAGCAAGAAUUUUGGUUGCUCUGUCAACUUUAAGGAAGAUUUGUAAUCAUCCUGAUAUUUACUUAUAUGAAGCAUUUGAUGAGACAGAAGAAAUUGAUCAACAAUCUUUUGGUCAUUGGAAACGGUCUGGAAAGAUGUCAGUUGUUCAUUCCUUGCUUAAAAUUUGGCAGAAACAAGGGCAUAGAACACUUAUUUUUACCCAAUCAAGAGCUAUGUUGUGUAUUCUAGAACAGCACUUACAGAAUUUUGAAUUUAAAUAUUUAAGAAUGGAUGGUAGUGUCAGUGUCGGUCAGAGACAAAGUUUAAUUAAAACCUUUAAUGAAAAUCCUGAAUAUUUAGUUUUUCUUGCUACAACAAGAGUGGGUGGUCUAGGUGUGAAUUUGACUGGAGCUGAUAGAGUUAUAAUAUAUGAUCCAGAUUGGAAUCCAGCAACUGAUAAUCAAGCCAAAGAGAGAGCAUGGAGAAUAGGACAGCAAAGAGAUGUGACUGUGUAUAGACUUUUGACAGCUGGUACCAUUGAGGAAAAAAUUUAUCAAAGGCAGAUAUUUAAAAACUUUUUAAGUAAUAGAAUACUUGUGGAUCCUAAUCAAAAAAAUAUUCUUACAACCAGCACUUUACAAGGUCUCUUUACUUUAGACGAACUCAAUUGUGAAGGAGAUACAGAAACAGCAUCUCUUUUCAAACACACAAAGGUAAAUAUUAAUGAAAAGAUUAAGUCAAAAAUAAAAAAUGGUAACACAUUCACUAGAAAAAAGUUAUAUGCUAUGAAAAGGUUAGCAAAAGAAAUUAGUAAGAAAAUAUCAAAAUCAUGUGAAACUCAGGAAUCUUCCUCAGAAGAUCCCAGAGAAGCUUAUAAGAAGAAAAGAAAUAUGCUUAUAAAUCCACCCCAGGUUGAAGUACCAGAAACUAAAAAUACUUUAGAUGAUAAGGAAGUAAAUGUUCCAUUUGAAAAUGUCCUUUCAGAAUUAGACAUUGUAAAUCAGCAUGUGAAAAGAGAUUAUGAAGAAAAUUUAAUUAAUGAAGUGUUAAACAAUGAAAAGGUUGAACCUACUUCAGUUUCUAAUGAGACUAAAGACAUUGAAUUAAAUAAAGAAAAAAAGGUUUUUGAUGUUGAAGAUAAUGGAUCCACCAUUGCUAAUACAUCACGAAAGAGAAAACAUUCCGAAUGUGAAACAGAAAUAGAAAAUCUGAUAGCUAUUAAAAAAGUGAAGCAUAAAAAGAAGAAAAAAGAAUCAGAAAUAAAAAUGACUGAUGAUGAUUAUGUAUUAACAAAAUUAUUUGCUAAGGCUGGAGUUAAAAAUGCAUUACAACACGAUGUCGUUGUGGGAUUGGCAGAAAAAGAAAAAAGGCUUAGGAUGAAGGAGGAAGCUGUUUUAAAAGCUAAAAAAGCCGUAAAGGCCUUGAAAUUUUCGUCAUAAUCUUUUUAUAUUAUGUUAAGCUUACACUUUGUACUUUGUGAUACUUGAAUUUAAGUGAUUUUUCAAAUUAAUUAUCAGAAAUAAAUAUAAACUUAUUUUUGCAAAAUAAAUAUUUAUAACAGUUUUCUAUGAUAUUACUAUCUACUGUCAUUUGAUUUGUACUACUUCCGAAUUGCAUAAUACUAACUUAUUUUUGAGCUGAGAGUAUACAA
Molecule: messenger RNA, 3138 nt
Organism: Zerene cesonia (dogface butterfly)
Lineage: Eukaryota; Metazoa; Arthropoda; Insecta; Lepidoptera; Pieridae
Product: DNA excision repair protein ERCC-6-like
Exons: 1
Coding region: 140-2926 (928 amino acids)
Biological process (GO): transcription-coupled nucleotide-excision repair
Cellular component (GO): nucleus
Molecular function (GO): ATP binding; ATP-dependent chromatin remodeler activity
Source: RefSeq, a predicted model, not a curated record